CAUGAUCCUCAGGCCAUUCGAGGCUCACAUCGACAGACUGACGACUACAAAUUACACCACAUCAUUGAGAAAGUGGACAAGAAAGGUCAGCUGGAGGCAGGUCUGAGGAAAGGUUGCCUUGUGACGAACAUCAACGGUCAGUCGGUCAUCGGACUCCACCUCAUACAAGUCAUGAAACUCAUGAUCGACAAACACAAUUCUUUCUUGUACAUCAACACCUUCCUCUUGACGACACCAGCAUUCGCAAGACAGAAAAAGAGGCUGCCGACACUGUGGUCAUCGAGUGGGGAAACUCUUCCGCCACACUUGAGCGGGAGCUGU
Geodia barretti is the source of this 321-nucleotide messenger RNA. Lineage: Eukaryota; Metazoa; Porifera; Demospongiae; Tetractinellida; Geodiidae. The record is from the annotation of a GenBank genome assembly.